Hypomesus transpacificus is the source of this 3830-nucleotide messenger RNA. RefSeq names its product NRDE-2, necessary for RNA interference, domain containing (gene nrde2). Gene Ontology annotation, molecular function: protein binding. Gene Ontology annotation, biological process: negative regulation of RNA catabolic process; RNA processing; regulatory ncRNA-mediated post-transcriptional gene silencing. NCBI's taxonomy places the organism in Eukaryota, Metazoa, Chordata, Actinopteri, Osmeriformes, Osmeridae. Bases 47 to 3652 code for a protein of 1201 amino acids. The transcript is spliced from 14 exons. Gene Ontology annotation, cellular component: catalytic step 2 spliceosome. The record is from RefSeq and is a predicted model, not a curated record.
AAGUCAUGACGUCAAAUCCCUGCGACUGUUUACAUGCAGCGGUAACAUGGCACUGUUUCCAGCGUUUGCAGGAUUAGCGAGUAAAAAAGUUGACGAACCACCUAAAGAACUGGAAUGGCUGACCAACCAAAGUUUCCGCUCCGACGAGGCCCUUUCCCUUCACCAGCGUGCGGUAGAGAAGUCUAUCCAGGUCGAGCAGCCAGCAGCAGAUACAAGACUGUUGUCAAGUGAGGAGGAGGAGGACCGGAAUGAUGUAUCGUCCAAGAAGAGGAAGAAGAAGGAGAAGAAGAAGAAGAAAAAGAAACACAGGAGAAAGAAGAGUGGGAGGCCUUCGGACAGCAGCGGCUCGGAUUCAGACACCGUCUAUCCCAGCGACCUUCUGAAAAAGGAUGCAGAGGAGCCUAGUCAGCAGCCCCAGGUCCAGUGUCAGCUGGAGGGGAAGUUUGCGUGGCUGGAUGACCUCCAGAGUCCCCCUGCCCAGCUCUUCUGUCUGGACCGCAAAGCAGACUCUGCCAACUGGCAGUACAAGUCUCUGUACAGGGGAGACAUUGCCAGGUACCGGAGGAAGGGCCAGUCCUGUCUGGGCCUGGACCCACGCAGGCAGGCCAUCAGCUGGGCCGAGUCCGAUACCUCAAACAGGAAGCGAACUGACAAGAACAGGAAGCAGACAGAGCGCUACUUCUGCUCCUCUGCCCACCCUCUGCUGAAAGCCCCUCCCGUUCCCUCCCUCCCCGGGGCGCCUGCCCCCGGCCCCACCCUCGAGUACAUCCCCCUGCCCCUCUGCCCCAAGGAGGGGGGUGCUGGGGCGGGAUCUGGACCCGUGAGCUGGGUCAACCCCCUAGGGGUGUACGAUGACUCCACCUCCCUCUGGCUACAGGGCCGUGGCCACAGUGAGCAGGCGCAGGCCCAGGAGCCCUCCAGGGACAAGGACAGCGGCGCCGCCCUGCUGGCUGGGAGGGUGGAGGACUUCAACAGGAGGUUGAGAGAGACGCCCACAGACACUCAGCUCUGGUUGCAGUUCCUGCACUUCCAGGAUGAGCUGUGGGAUGCGGGAGGGUUUGGGGGGGAGGGUGGAUCGAGGGAGGCGGAGCGUGGUGGCCGGUCGGUGCGAGCGUCCGUGGAGAAGAAGAUGAGCAUCGCGGAGCGCGCCUUGGAGAGUAACCCGGGGUGCGUGGCCCUGCAGCUGGAGAGGCUGCGUCUGAGCCGGGAGCUGUGCGAGCCUGCAGCCCUGCAGAAAGAGUGGAGGAAGCUGGUGUUCCUGCAUCCCAACAGCGCCCCCAUCUGGAGGGAGUACCUGCUGUUCACACAGAGUCACUUCAGCACCUUCUCCGUGUCAAAGGUCAACUCCGCCUACGGGAAGUGUCUGAGCACGCUCGCUGCUGUGCAGGAUGGAAGUAUGACGUCACACCCAGCCCUGCCCGGCACCCAGGAAAGCAUGCUGGACAUCUUUGUGCAGCAGUGUCAUUUCCUGCGUCAGACGGGACACUCUGAGAAGGCUGUGUGUCUGUUCCAGGCUCUGCUAGACUUCACCUUCUUCAAACCAGACAGCGUUAAAGACCUGCCCACCAGACAGCAGGUGGAGUUUUUCGAGCCCUUCUGGGACAGCGGGGAGGCCAGGGUGGGAGAGAGGGGCGCCCGAGGCUGGAAGGCCUGGAUGCUUCAGCAGGAGAGAGGAGGCUGGCUUCUCCCUAAUACAGAUGAGGAUGCUGAUGAUGAUGAAGAUCUGGAAGAGGAGCUGAAGGACAGGACCUGGCCAAAGUGGAGGAUCUGGUUGGACAUUGAGACAUCCCGUGAGGCCAACCAUUGGCUGCCCUGGAGGCCGGACAAAGCCAAGGGCCAAUCGGUGGAAGACUGUGAGGACCCAGACAGACAGGUUCUGUUUGAUGACAUUGGUCAGUCUCUGAUUCGUGUGAAUAGUCCAGAGCUCAAGCUACGUCUGAUGUUUCACUUCCUGCAGUUCCUGGGUUUGCCUACAGGGGCACUAGACUGCUCCUCUGCCCACACCGCCCCCUGGUGGAGCUCACUGCUUGAGGACCUGUCUCUCCUGGGGGUGGUGCCCCAAGCUCAGCCGCCCCUCACGGCAUACCACCUCCCAGCCCCAUUGUUCAGCCCUGUGGGACACAUGACCACCCUGCAGGGUGCCAGGAAGUGGGCAGAUCUGGGCAAGGAGGGGGAGGAGUUUCUGACCAACGUGUUCCAGAUGCUUCUGCCCCUAUUUCCUUCCAAGCAGAGAGCAGUUCUGUAUCUCUGCUGGCUGCAGUACGAAAAACUCAAGGUGCUGCACUGCGUACGACGUGGCAACAAGCGCCGUCUUCGCGUCCAGGGGAAGAGGAGCAAGCGCGUGGCCAAGGGUCUCCUCAAGGAGCCUGAGAACCGCGGCUGGCUUCCUCUCUGGCGCGAAUACGCACACCUGGAGUGGCUUCUGGGUAAUCUAGCAGACGCCCGCAAGGUGUUUGACUCCGCCCUGGUGCUGGGUGUAACCGGGGGGCUGGCUGACUCGUCCCUCUGCCACCUCUGUCUGCUGUACGCCCAGCUCGAGGUAGAGGAGGCAGCAGGACAGAGCGUGGCCGGGGGGGGCCACGGUGGGCAAGCCACGGGCUCAGCUGCUGUGUACGUGCUGACCAAACUAGCUGAGGGGGGGAGCUAUGAAGCCUUUUCUGGAGAGCUGGCUCCCAUAGCGGUGCUGAAGGCUAGGAGGACCUACGAACUGGCCCUGCAGACCUGCCUGGCUGGCCUGGAGAAGCAGGAGGACCCUGGGAAGGAACUGACCACUCUGGGGCAGAAGCUUGGUGGCUUGGGGCAGUGGAACCAGCCUAGCCUGGUGUCGGGCCUGGUGGGCUGCUACGCCCUGUUCCAGUACCUGACUGUGGGGCCGGAGGCUGCUGAGGCCGUGUAUAGCCUGGCCAGGGAACGGCUGGGCCAGCUCCAUUCCAGGCCUGACGCUAAGAGUGAAGCUAACCAGGCUAAUGCUAACACGAAUCCUAACCCAGCUAGUGGCGCGAGUGCCAACCGGCUAGCCUCAGAGUGCGAGUACCUGGCUGUCCAGCAGGCUGCGCUGUUGCACUAUCACACCAGCACCAGUGUGUACCCGCUGCGACCCCUCAGAGAGACCCUCACCUCUGCCCUGCGGCUCCACCCCACUAGCGCCCCCCUGUGGAGGCUCUAUGUACAGGUGGAAAACCGUUACCACAGUGCCGGCAGGGCGCGGAGGUUCUGCCACGGCGUUGCCAGGGGCUGUGCCAGUGUUGUGCCACGGCUCUUUGCCAUCAGCGCGGAGCAGCACAGGAAGCAGCUUCUGGAUUCUGCCCUCAGGUCUUGUUCCCAUGGCGAAGCACUCCCCACCCUGCCAGAGAACGGACUUAGCAACCGUAUCCGCUCGCUGUUUGAGAACGCCCUAGCGACCGAGCAGGGGGCCCACUGUCCCCUGCUGUGGAGGAUGAACAUGCACUUCCUGGUGUCGGAUGGCAGUGUGGAGAAGGGCAGGGCUGUCUUCUACAAGGCUUUACAGGAUGUCCCCUGGGCCAAGGGAGUGUACAUGGAUGCAGUGCGUCUGUUCCCAGAGCACAUGCAGGAAUAUCUGGACCUGCUGACAGAGAAAGAGUUGAGACUGAGGUUACCCAUGGAGGAGAUGGACAUUCUGCUGGAGGACUGACGCUACCCAUGAUGCAUCGCUGCUACCAUGCCUGGAGAGGCUGGUUGGAUAGACAUCAGAUUUCAUUGGAACCGCUGUGACACUGUGAAUUUGGAAAUAUAAAUAUUUUGAUGGAUCCAAUUUGAAUAAUUUACCUGUUUAAUAAAUGUUACUUUUUACGUUUUCGUUUAGAAGCAGA